Suillus subalutaceus is the source of this 907-nucleotide messenger RNA. RefSeq lists its product as uncharacterized. Bases 1 to 738 code for a protein of 245 amino acids. The transcript has 3 exons. Lineage: Eukaryota; Fungi; Basidiomycota; Agaricomycetes; Boletales; Suillaceae. The record is from RefSeq and is a predicted model, not a curated record.
AUGCUGGUCCACACCCACCGCACCAAGGAUAUCUCCACCAGAAUCACGGGCCUGGGCUCCCACCGCCUUUUGCUCCCUUGUUUGUCCCUCGAGCAGCCAAGUUUGUCGGUCGGCCAAAAGCGCGUCGCAGAAGACCUCGAAGGACACGACGUCAAGCGAACUAAGAUAGCCUUCCGCAGGCUCAAGAGCGACCCGUUAUUUAAACCCGUGUUAGAUCAAAAUGGUCGACCCAACGGGACAUUCGUGUGUUCUAAGGACGGCGUGAUACUCAAUCCUCAAAGCUAUCUUAAGCACCUUAAGACGAGAAUGCACCUAGGCUUUAAACUAGAGACAUACAAAUGCCCUGGUUGUAUCAAAACUUAUGCCCGACGUGAUGCCUGCAAGAGGCAUUGGGACAACAGUUGUGGAACGCUAGCACCUGAGGGUGCUCGGCUAUCAUACGCAGACGCUUGCAAAAAUUCUACGAGUUCCGCUUCUGCCGCGCCUGUGACAGUGCCUACCACGGCGUUCACGUGUUCUUACCCAUACCCUAUGCCCGUCACGUCGAUGUCCGAGAACGUGCAGAUCGCACCCCCAGAAACUUGGGUUGCGCAGCCGUAUGGAACGCCCACUGUCGCGGAUCCCGUACUCUACCUCUCUCAAUUACCAGAGAAUGACAUGGUCACAGAGCCCGCCGAAGACGAUGACGACGCUGAUUUUUGGGAGGCUAAUGAGAUACAGGACGUGGAUAAGAUGUAGCCAUAUUUCCCUUCUGCUACCAAUUGUUUUCUCUGUUUUAUUAUCUGCUGCCGUUUAUCCACAUAUUAUCUUUCCACCUACAUACAUUCUUUCUAUUCUCUGUGACAUAACACGCUACUCUUCAUUCAUUUGUACUAUUAUCGGUAUUAUCAUUAUUGCUAUUAUCAUC